This is a messenger RNA of Hyalella azteca, 3705 nucleotides long. RefSeq names its product membrane-anchored lipid-binding protein YSP2. Gene Ontology annotation, molecular function: sterol transfer activity; sterol binding. The record is from RefSeq and is a predicted model, not a curated record. Gene Ontology annotation, cellular component: plasma membrane; endoplasmic reticulum membrane; endoplasmic reticulum-plasma membrane contact site. Bases 574 to 2565 code for a protein of 663 amino acids. Gene Ontology annotation, biological process: intracellular sterol transport. The transcript has 8 exons. Lineage: Eukaryota; Metazoa; Arthropoda; Malacostraca; Amphipoda; Hyalellidae.
UCAUUGCAGUCCAAAAAUGGAUACUUUCAUGCUGGAGAUAAGCAGUUGAGGGUGUUGUACGAGCGAUUGAGACCGGGCAAUUAUAUCAGACGUUACUGAUAAGAAGCACCGCGUGGUCAUACGAUAGCUCAGACAACAGUCGUCCGCGAUAGCUAUGUGUGGCGGACAUUUUUAGUGACUCUCCAAACACAAUUUGUUUCCGACAAGACCGCAUCUGAGCGACAACCGUGUGUUAAUUUUUUUCGUGUAAAAGAAGGAUGAUGACGGAGAAGAAAUUGAAGUGACCUUGGAUUGUCAGAAGUUCAGAACGCUACUUGUCGAAAAAUUCACGCAUUAAUCAUUUAUGAGUGAAACAUUGUUCCGCAGGUCCAUUCGUCAAAUUUCAAGAGCGAUAGGGUUAAGCGGACCAAAUGAGACCAAAUGAAUGAUCGUUACUUAAUACAUAUUAUUAUGAUAUAAACUUCUCCCGUUGAAAUGUAGAAUAAAUGUUCUGGUGGGUUGUGACGCAAAAAUUUUGGGCCAAAGCAGAAAUUCUCAUCAUUGUAAUAAUCUGAGCAGUGAAAUCCAAUAACAAUGAGACGCUGGCGGUUAGGCAAGCGAAAACUCCCGCAAAGCAAGAGUUUAGUGAACGUCAAUCAGGUUGAUGGCCAAACUUCGUGGGUUGAGUCGACACUGCGAACUGCCGCUUCGACCACAAAUGUAGCAUCUGACAUUACCUUGGAGGUAAACCUAUUUUCUGAUGACUUCACGCAUCCUUGUGGGACCAACGAUGUUUCAAGAUCAACUGACUUAGCACCUGACGACGGCACGCUAAGCGUCACAAAUGAAUCUUUUGAACAAUCUGACGAAGUUAAAGAUGAGAGGGCUUAUAUGUCUGAUAUGGGAGAACAAACUGUCAGCUCGUAUAAGCAAGUCUACCGCAGAGAUUACCCGUACAGGUCGAGAUCAUUACUUCCAAAGCCUGAUUCACAGUUGCUUUCUCAAUACUCUCAUGCAUGGCCGCAUGCUGCCUCUCGUUCCACUGUGAGUCAAUCCACAGAAAGGGUGGAUCUCAAAGAAACCCUUGAACAAAAUUCUUCAAACAACUCAGAUAAUUCCGGAGUCCCGAAACCGUCGGUGAGCCGCCGUGUGUCUGAAAUUAAUUCAAGGCCGAGCAACCCCACCAGUCGCAGCGGAUCCUCUUCGUCAUCAAACAGUCCCCGGUCCAGCACCUACAAAUUACCUUCCACCUCAGGACAUAAGAUCGACGUCACCAGCACUCGAGACGAUGUCCCCGGGCCAUCGUAUCUCAGCACCGAGGCUCCGUCGAUGUCUGGUCCAGUAACAAUCGAUUCGCGGGAGGAAGCUCACAAUGAAAGGAAUGACGAGUCUUCUAAUACUGAAGAACAUCAACAUGAUUUUCUGGCAAGAGAUUCCCUUGUUGCGGCACCCAGUAAUGAGAAUAAGAAAGAUGCGUUCUCGAAGAAGGCCACAAAGAAGAUGCUCCGUUUGUUCAUCGCGUUGCCGCACACUGAGAAAGCCUUAGAUUAUUACUCGUGUGCCCUGCAGUCAGACAUCUUGCUGCACGGAACGCUCUUCAUCUCGACACAUUACAUAGCCUUCUACUCGAAAAUUUUCUACCACGUCAGCAGAGUGUUGUUCCCAAUAUCUGAAGUGAAGCGAAUAUCGAAGGAGCGUACGGCCAAGUUCAUACCCAACGGCAUUGGAAUUUACUUGCACGACGGGCGCAGCUUCUUGUUUGGGUCGCUGCUGUCCCGCGAUGCCACCUACAACCUCCUCAUGCAGGUCGCCUCCCAGGGCGGGAGUCUGGCUGUCGGAGAGGCGGAGGCUCCAAUCGCGCAUAACAACAGUGACGAUGAAUCAGCGUCAGUGAGCGAUGAGCAAAGUGAGACGACAGAGCAGGAGGGUGCCAGCGCCCGCACGAGCAGUUCUACAUCUUCGCCACCCACUCUGCACGCCCACAAUCGCCGCUCUAUCAUCUCCCAGUCCUCCACAACCAGCACCGACCCUCCUAAAAAUACAAAAUUAAAAUCCGUUCCUGAGCAAGGAGAUGAGGUGGACGGCGUCCGCGUCGCAGUAGAGAACAAGUCGUCUAAAAUCAUCUUAUAUGGCGCACAAAAAGACGAAUCGUCUAGUGAGGAAAGCCGUUCAAAUUCCAAUCAACAAGAUAAAUCGAACGAGAAGAAAGGCAGAAGAUUUCCAAUCAACAAGCAAUCGCAUCAAGAGACGUCCAAGUUCAUGAAACUUCUGAUGAAAGUAAUCGGGUUCCUGGCUACGCCGCAGUCGACCGCGUUCAACGUAAUUCUUGUGGUGGUGUUGGCUCUGCUCUUCGCCUCGGCUGGCAUGCUUCUGUACCGCAUCGAACGCCUCUCACAGGAUCUCGUCUCGCCUUCCAUUAGAACAGGGAUGAAGAACGGAGAAUAUCUGGAACUUCAGCAGCGCCUUCAGUUCUCUACCGCCACUGGGCUGAAAAGAGCGCUUUCAGCGCAACUCCAGCACCUGACUAUGGUACGUCAGUCCUUACAUGAACUCGCUCGCCUCUUCAAACUCGAUCAAGCUGGAUGAAUCAAAGAUGGCUGCCCUCCUGCCGGGUGUCGACGAGACCAACUCUGCAUAUCAUUUAGAAGCACUCACCCCAUAUACUCAACUCAACGAUGCCCAAACUCACGGCGAGAUCAUUUUGAAGUGAUGUUGGAAAUAGUAUAGUGUUAUUAUCAAUAAUUUAAACUAUUUUUAAGGUAAUUUAUAGCAGGUUUUUGUGGAUAAUAUCUUGAUGCUUUUAAUUGCAAUACUUUACAUCGACAUUAUGUUAUGAGUAAAUGUUUUUACCACAAAUAGAGAAACGGGUCAAUUAUUUAUGGGAUGAAUUUACAGUGAAACUCAAAUGUUUAGAGAAAAAUACUUAAACUUUUGCUACCAGUGACGCAUACUCCUGUGAGUAAAACUUAUCUUAACCCUCAAGUGGAUGGAGGCUCCUCCAUAAUAUGGUUUAUUCGGUUAAUACAGUAGUAAAUAUUGAAGAUUCUGAACGUUUCAGCUGGUUCUGGCAAGUAUGGCAGACAUUUUCUCAACAAGCCACGAAAAUAUGUUGGGACAGAUAACAAAUUCGAAUAAAAAUAACUUGAUAGUUUGGGACAGAUCACAUAAUGUCGCAAUUGUGGGUCAUCCUAAAGGGAGAAAUGAAUUCUAUUCAUGCUCAAUUUUAAUCAAUAUUUUGUAAUGCAUGAAAUCGUUAAUACUAAAAACUGUGAGAAUAAAUCACGCCUUGUUGAAUAAGCAAGAGGACAUUCGAAAGUCAAUUCAAUAAGCUAGUUUUAAGAUGUCGCGGCAGGUUCGACUACUUCAAUUAUGACACAGCAGACAAACUGAUAAAGUAAGCAGCAUAAGUUCAAUAUUAUGAAAACUUAACUUGAUAGAAAUUCACCCAAAAAUGACGAUAUAAUUGAAAAAUAUUAUUGAAGAAUGGCUAAUUCAAGAAUGUAUCAGUAACAAUAAAAUGUGGUUUUCGUAUCCUCACUGACGUUAACGUAGAUGUCAUCUUUUCUAUCUCGAUUUUUGUCAGAAGAAACAUUAAGCUGUCCCGUAUAAUACACACAACUCUCGUGUGGCCUUCUUAAUGAAUGAAAUUACCAAACCCUCUCAUUUUCCAACAAUCAAGAAACUCCAAACCAAGCAUUCAAUAAAAUGGAGCUUCUGAAAACUACA